UACGAACGGAAGGCGAAGAGGGAGGGGGUUGCUUCUUUCUCCUUCGUUUCGUUCGAAACGAGGUUCUUUGAAUAUUGGUGUUGUUAGUCAGAAACCAUGUCGUCCGGCGAGGCCGUCGUCGGCGGAGCUAAGCCGUACUUCUGUCACGUUUGCACCCGGAGAAUCACCGUCUCCGACGAAUCCGAGCCUUUCUGUCCGUUUUGCCUCCAAGGCUUCGUUGAAGAAUUCACCGAUCCCAACCCUAACCCUAACGAAAACAUCUCCUUCAGUUUCGGCCCCGAUCCUUCCUCCGAUGCUCAACUCCCCUUCCAUCCUUUGUCCUUCCUCCCUUUCCUGCUCUCCUCCGCCGCCGCCGCCGCCUCCACCACCAUCGACCUCCAGAACCCUCGCAUCUUCUCCAGUUCCUCCGGAUCCACGCCGCGGCAUGAAUUUAUUCGAUCCGAUAUGUUCGACCCAUUUAUGUUUCUCCAGAACCACCUCCAAGGCCUUCGCGCCGACGGAGCAAAUGUACAAUUCGAGAUCAACCACCCUUCGGACCCAGGGUUUCGCCUUCCGGCGAACAUCGGCGAUUACUUCCUCGGUCCCGGCCUCGAGCAGUUGAUUCAGCAGCUAGCCGAGAAUGAUCCCAACCGUUAUGGUACCCCGCCGGCGUCGAAGACAGCCGUGGAGAAUCUUCCGACGGUGACGGUGGACGACGAGUUGCUGAACUCCGAGCAUAACCAGUGCGCGGUUUGCCAGGACGAGUUCGAGAAGGGGUCGCAGGUGAGGCAGAUGCCUUGUAAACACGUCUAUCACGAUGAUUGCUUGCUUCCGUGGCUUCAACUACACAAUUCUUGCCCUGUUUGCCGGUAUGAAUUGCCAACCGACGACCCUGAUUAUGAGAAUCGGAAUCGCCAGGGGGACGGUGGUGGUGAUGGUUCGAGGUCUGGC
Molecule: messenger RNA, 930 nt
Organism: Arachis ipaensis
Lineage: Eukaryota; Viridiplantae; Streptophyta; Magnoliopsida; Fabales; Fabaceae
Product: RING/U-box superfamily protein
Biological process (GO): protein ubiquitination
Cellular component (GO): cytoplasm
Molecular function (GO): ubiquitin protein ligase activity
Source: RefSeq, a predicted model, not a curated record